Molecule: messenger RNA, 2157 nt
Organism: Loa loa (African eye worm)
Lineage: Eukaryota; Metazoa; Nematoda; Chromadorea; Rhabditida; Onchocercidae
Product: CBR-PQN-22 protein
Exons: 7
Source: RefSeq, a predicted model, not a curated record
GAACCAUAUUGGGCGCAUACAGCACGUAGUCGAAGUGAACGAGCUCGUUCAGCAACACCUUCCGCUGCGCAUUCCUAUUACGCACCUCAAUAUUCCACUUUACAGCAUCCAAAAAAGCGAAAUGAAGAAAGAUCGGCGAAACGAGGAUAUGAAUUUGGUGGAUUAGAUUACGUUGACAAAUCACGCAUACCACAGGAUUCAUCGUCUUACAUCUAUUAUGGCAAUACCCGAAAAUAUCAUGAUGAACAUAAGACAAGUCCUGGAUAUGAAAUGGGCGGUAUGGAUUUCCGUAAAGGUGCAGUAAGUAAAGAUGGUCCAUAUCAUGGUCAUGGACCGGAACAACGUCGUUUACAUUCAAAAUUUGAUCAUACUUCGCUGAAACGUGAUGAGAUGAAUAUCGAAAUGGCACCUAAUGUUGAUCAUGUUUCGGCUGAUAUUCUAGUUGGAGAUACACGAUCCAAUCAACAUCUUGCUAAAAAUGAGCAACCUGAUCAUCGUUUUGGUACCUCAUUUGGGCCAACUGCUGGUUUUACACGUCAACAUCGUACCGUUAAUCGUCAGGAAGAAAUACCUAAACCAACAACAUUUAGUCUAUCAGCCAAGAUAGAUAAUUCUGCUCAAAAGAUAAGCAAUACAUCUAGAACACGUGAUAUAUACUCUACUCCGCCAUCUUCUCAUGGAAUAUUACCACCACCGUCAACAAAUCUUGCUGGUUAUACAUCACAAGCAGUUACCAAUCAUACGUCGAGUGGUACCACUGGUACACAUAUCACUACUGGUGCAAGUAGUACGCCAUAUGCAAAGACUGAACAAGCUUGGAAUCGAUCACAAAGUACAGCACCAAAAGAAAGAUACGAAUGGGCCAAUGAGAACGUCGAGAAAGAGGUGACAAUUGAGACACUGUUGAACGAUAAAGCGCUGAUUGCUCAGAAGAGGUCGAUGACCCCGGAAUGGCAAUCAAAAUCUUUCGAAAAACAUAAACAUUGGAAGAACAGGUCGGACCCUCGCUUUGCCCGCUCCCAGAUAUAUGAAUAUGAGCCAACAUGGUCGCGUAUUGUUAGUGAUCGGCGUAAUAUUUGGGAAGAUAAGGCGAAAAAUACCGAUGCUCGUUUACAAAUGUCACCCUCUUCGAAGAUUCCACCACAACAACCGCCAUACUGGUACAAUAGAGCUAAUCAAACUCAUGCUUUAUGGCAAAAUGAAGCUGAACGACAGAAUCGUGAAGGUGGCGGAUAUGGUAAUGUUACUCAAGCUAGCUACAAUUAUACAGAUUAUCGUACCGAUCAACGCAAAUAUGAUCGUUUAACCGGUGAUUAUGAUGGUUUCGUAUCACAGACACAAUAUACAACAACACAUACGGAUCGUGGUAAUACUAAUGGGGAAAAUGUUGAACGAAAACAAGCACAAUAUUCUUCUUCCUAUUCAAGCAAUCAACAACAACGACAACAACAACAACAACGACAACAACAACAACAACAACAACAACAACAACAACAACAACAACAACAACAACAACAACAACAACAACAAUAUACGUCAGAAUAUGGAAAAUCAGCUACGCAAAGCACUCAUUUAAGUUAUACUCCUGUACCUAUUGGACCAUCACAUCCGGUAUCCUCUGAUACUCAUACUCAACAACAAUCAUCCACCUGGCAAUCACAAAGUUCACGUUAUGAACAAAAAAUGCAUGAGCGUUCCACGGAAAGAAUGAUAAGCAAACAACCGGUCAAUGCAAUUGCGCUACCGGCAUCAAAUUCAACCGGAAGGUAUGGAAUCGAAAAAACGAAUUAUCAGCGAAAAACACAUCACGAAAGUGCUACACCCUAUAAUACCUCGGUAGUAUCCGUUACACAAGGUGAUGGUGAUUUCAAUCGACGUGCUGAAAUGUCUGAGGUAUUACCUCGGGGUACGGUAGCAAAUACGGAAGCAAGUUUGGAAGGUAAUUAUGUGGAUAAGGAUGGUCAACCUGUAACGUAUAAGCGUGAAAUUGUAACAAGCGUUAAUCCGAAUAGCGAAAGUACGCUGCUUAAAGAAGAAGAAAGGCGUGUUGUUGAGACACCAUUGGAACCUGGUGUCAUUUCCAGACACGUAACCACAAAAUAUUAUAAAAAGAAAACUGUGACCGAUACGACAACGACAAACACAACCAUUCAUUGA